AUGGACGCCGAGUCAACUCAGUUCCAGCAAGCACAACUCGCGGCGAUUAUGGGGCCGGACCCGGUGCCCUUCGAAACCCUAAUUUCCCAUUUGAUGUCCUCCUCAAAUGAGCAGCGAUCCCAGGCCGAGUCAAUCUUCAAUCUGCUCAAGCAGACCGAUCCCAACUCACUAGCCCUCAAGCUUGCGCACCUCCUGUCGUCAUCCCCUCAUCAUGAGGCCCGUGCCAUGUCCACCAUUCUUCUCAGGAAGCAGCUGACUCGGGACGACUCGUUCAUCUGGCCCCAACUCAGUGAUGCGACUCGCUCAGCAGUUAAGAACAUCCUCCUCUCCUCUAUCCAGCGGGAGGAUUCCAAAUCCAUCAUAAAAAAGCUAUGCGACACCAUAUCGGAACUCGCCUCAUCGCUUCUCCCAGAAAAUCAGUGGCCGGAAAUUUUACCCUUCAUGUUUCAAUGUGUAACUUCCGAUUCCCCAAAGCUACAGGAAUCUGCUUUUUUGAUAUUCUCCCAAUUAGCCCAGUACAUAGGGGAUACAUUAAUUCCAUUCAUAGUGGAUUUGCACACCGUCUUUCUAAAUGUGUUGAACAAUUCUCCGAAUCCUGACGUGAAAAUUGCGGCCUUGAGUGCGGUCAUUAAUUUCAUUCAGUGCUUGACGAGUUCAAAUGAUCGCGAUCGAUUCCAGGAUUUGUUGCCUGCGAUGAUGAGGACCUUGAUGGAUGCAUUGAACUCCGGACAGGAGGCAACCGCCCAGGAAGCAUUGGAGUUGAUGAUAGAGUUGGCUGGAACUGAGCCCAGGUUUCUACGCAGGCAGAUUGUAGACGUGGUGGGGUACAUGUUGCAGAUAGCCGAGGCCGAGAAUUUUGAAGAGGGCACAAGGCAUUUGGCAGUAGAGUUUGUGAUUACUCUCGCAGAGGCACGUGAGAGGGCGCCUGGAAUGAUGCGCAAGUUGCCUCAGUUUAUUGAUAGGCUCUUUGCCAUUUUGAUGAAGAUGCUUGUGGAUGUUCAUGAUGAUCCUGCUUGGCACGGUGCACAAGCUGAGGAUGAAGAUGCUGGGGAGACAAGUAAUUACAGUGUUGGGCAGGAGUGUUUGGAUAGGCUAGCCAUUGCCCUUGGCGGGAACACAAUUGUCCCCGUGGCCUCUGCACAGUUGCAAACUUAUUUAGCAGCUCCAGAUUGGCAAAAGCAUCAUGCGGCUCUCAUUGCCCUUGCACAAAUUGCGGAGGGCUGUUCAAAGGCGAUGAUUAAAAAUUUGGAACAAAUUGUGAGCAUGGUUUUGAAUUCCUUUCAAAAUCCUCAUCCUCGCGUUAGAUGGGCUGCAAUUAAUGCAAUUGGUCAGCUUUCAACUGAUUUGGGCCCAGAUUUGCAAGUUCAGUACCAUCAGCAUGUUCUUCCGGCUCUCGCUUCAGCUAUGGAUGAUUUCCAAAAUCCUCGAGUACAGGCACAUGCAGCCUCAGCCGUGCUUAAUUUCAGUGAAAAUUGUACCCCAGAAAUUUUAGCGCCUUACUUGGAUGGAAUAGUGCACAAGUUGCUUCUACUUCUACAGAACUCCAAACAAAUGGUGCAAGAGGGGGCCCUAACUGCUUUAGCUUCAGUUGCUGAUUCAUCGCAGGUGCACUUCCAGAAAUACUAUGAUGCGGUUAUGCCGUACUUGAAAGCUAUCUUGAUGAAUGCUACUGACAAGUCUAACCGCAUGCUUCGUGCCAAAGCCAUGGAAUGCAUUAGCUUAGUUGGGAUGGCGGUUGGAAAGGAGAAAUUCAAGGAGGAUGCCAAGCAGGUCAUGGAAGUGCUCAUGUCAUUGCAAGGAUCUCAAAUGGAGACAGAUGAUCCAACUACAAGUUAUAUGCUACAAGCAUGGGCCAGGCUAUGCAAGUGCUUGGGACAGGAUUUUCUUCCUUACAUGAGCGUGGUCAUGCCUCCUUUGCUUCAAUCUGCUCAGCUGAAACCUGACGUGACUAUAACAUCUGCUGACUCAGACAAUGACAUCGAUGAAUCAGAUGAUGAGAGUAUGGAGACCAUUACCCUAGGGGAUAAAAGAAUUGGGAUCAAGACUAGUGUCCUAGAGGAGAAAGCCACAGCUUGCAAUAUGCUAUGUUGCUACGCUGAUGAGUUAAAGGAAGGUUUCUACCCAUGGAUUGAUCAGGUUGCCCCAACAUUGGUUCCACUGUUGAAAUUUUAUUUCCACGAGGAAGUCAGGAAAGCUGCUGUUUCAGCAAUGCCGGAGCUAUUACGUUCUGCAAAGUUGGCUGUAGAGAAAGGGAUGGCUCAGGGCCGUAAUGAUACAUAUGUUAAGCAGUUGUCUGACUAUGUAAUACCUGCUUUAGUGGAAGCUUUACACAAGGAACCUGAUACAGAAAUAUGUGCGAAUAUGCUGGAUGCGUUGAAUGAAUGCCUGCAGAUUUCUGGACCACUUCUAGAUGAAAACCAGGUUCGAAGUAUCGUGGAAGAGAUAAAACAUGUGAUCACAGCUAGCUCUAGUAGAAAGAGAGAUAGAGCUGAGAGAUCCAAAGCUGAAGAUUUUGAUGCUGAGGAGGGAGAACUGCUUAAAGAGGAAAAUGAGCAAGAAGAAGAUUUAUUUGAUCAAGUUGGUGAAAUCUUAGGAACUUUGAUUAAAACGUUCAAGGCUUCUUUCUUACCUUUCUUUGAUGAACUGUCAUCAUAUGUGAUGCCUAUGUGGGGAAAGGAUAAAACAGCUGAAGAGAGAAGAAUCGCAAUUUGCAUAUUCGAUGAUGUAGCUGAGCAGUGCCGUGAAGCAGCUCUAAAGUACUAUGAUACCUAUCUUCCUUUUCUUUUGGAAGCGUGCAAUGAUGAAAGCCCAGAUGUCCGACAGGCUGCUGUAUAUGGGCUUGGUGUUUGUGCAGAAUUCGGUGGCUCUGUGUUUAAACCACUUGUUGGAGAGGCUCUUUCGAGGCUUAAUGUGGUUAUCGGGAACCCGAAUGCUAUGCAACCUGAUAAUGUGAUGGCAUAUGAUAAUGCGGUUUCUGCUCUGGGAAAGAUAUGCCAAUUUCACCGUGAUGGCAUUGAUUCAGCUCAGGUAGUCCCUGCCUGGUUGAGCUGCUUACCUAUAAAGGGUGAUCUUAUUGAAGCAAAAGUUGUUCAUGAGCAGCUUUGCUCAAUGGUCGAGAGAUCCGAUAGGGAACUUCUGGGUCCCAACAAUCAAUAUCUCCCCAAAAUUGUUGCCGUAUUUGCUGAGGUUCUAUGUGCAGGUAAAGAUCUUGCUACCGAGCAAACUAUUAGUCGAAUAAUUAAUCUGUUGAGGCAGCUUCAACGGACACUACCACCAUCAACUCUUGCCUCUACAUGGUCAUCCUUGCAGCCUCAGCAGCAACUUGCACUACAGUCAAUUCUUUCAUCUUAG
Fraxinus pennsylvanica is the source of this 3351-nucleotide messenger RNA. The record is from the annotation of a GenBank genome assembly. Lineage: Eukaryota; Viridiplantae; Streptophyta; Magnoliopsida; Lamiales; Oleaceae.